UAUGAAGAAGAAGAAUAUGAAGAAGAAGAAUAUGAAGAAGAAGAAUAUGAAGAAGAAGAAUAUGAAGAAGAAGAAUAUGAAGAAGAAGAAUAUGAAGACGAAGACGAAGACGAAGACGAAGACGAAGACGAAGACGAAGACGAAGACGAAGACGAAGACGAAGACGGAGACGAAGACGAAGACGGAGACGAAGACGAAGACGGAGACGAAGACGAAGACGGAGACGAAGACGAAGACGAAGACGAAGACGAAGACGAAGACGAAGACGAAGACGAAGACGAAGACGAAGAUGAAGAUGAAGAUGAAGAUGAAGAUGAAGAUGAAGGUGAAGGAAGAAACAAUGACAAAGAAAAUAUUAGAUAG
Papilio xuthus (Asian swallowtail) is the source of this 363-nucleotide messenger RNA. Lineage: Eukaryota; Metazoa; Arthropoda; Insecta; Lepidoptera; Papilionidae. The record is from RefSeq and is a predicted model, not a curated record.